AUGUGAUCUCUAUAAGUUGUGAGAGCUCCCCCUGCUUGCUUCUCAAAAAUUUCAUUCCUGCAGUUCAAUCUCUCUCCCCCCCCCCCCCCCCCCCCCCCCCCCCUUCUCUCUCUCUCUCUCUGCGCCAUGGUUUCUACAGAAGCUGCCAGAACAACAGUUGGAAUUUUAGGAAACAUCUCUGCCUUCAUCUUGUUCGCAUCCCCACUGCCAACUUUUGUGAGGAUAUGGAAGAAAGGGUCGGUGGAGCAGUACUCGGCGGCCCCAUACUUGGCGGCGAUAGUGAACUGCGGCUUCUGGGUCAUGUACGGGCUGCCGAUGGUGCACCCCCACAGCAUGCUGGUGGCCACCAUCAACGGCACCGGCAUGGUUAUGGAGCUGUGUUAUCUGCUUCUUUUUGUCUGCUACUCUGAUGGGAAGAAGAGAUUGAGGGUGGUUCUGGUGCUGGUGGCGGAGGCCGUCGCCAUGGGCUGCUUCUUGGCGGUGGUUCUGAGCUCCCUUCACACGACCAAGCAGAGGUCCACCAUUGUUGGGAGCAUGGCCGUGGUGGGGAGUGUCCUCAUGUAUGCUGCUCCCUUGUCUAUUAUGAAGCUAGUGAUCUCCACAAGAAGUGUGGAGUACUUGCCACUCUCCAUUUCAUUGGCUUCCUUUGUCAAUGGCAUUUGUUGGACUUCUUAUGCUCUCAUCGGCACCUUUGACCCCUUUGUCAUGGCCCCCAAUGGAUUGGGUGCAGUGUUUGCGCUGGCCCAAAUUAUACUCUACGCCGUAUACUACAAGUCCACUAAGAAGCAGCUAAUGGACCAGCAGAGUAAAAGCGAGAUGGGCUUGGCCCAAAUGACUCUUUCAGGAGGAUCCGAAAAGAUGACCAAAGCCCAUGUUUCUCACCUCGACAGAAAUUGAUCUAUGUCCAUUUUGGUUUCUCCCAUGGGCUUGGGCUUGGUCUUGGGCCCGAGCUCAUUAUACUAACCUAUCUUUGUUAACCAUCUGGCUUGUAUUUUUAAUUGAAGGUGGUGAUGAAAAACUAAAAGCAUUCCCCUUUUAUCCAGAAUAAAUGAUUAAAAAAUGUCAACCCUUUUAAUUUUUAAUUUUAAAUUGCUUAUA
This is a messenger RNA of Diospyros lotus (date-plum), 1098 nucleotides long. Its product is annotated as bidirectional sugar transporter SWEET4-like. The record is from RefSeq and is a predicted model, not a curated record. Lineage: Eukaryota; Viridiplantae; Streptophyta; Magnoliopsida; Ericales; Ebenaceae. Gene Ontology annotation, molecular function: sugar transmembrane transporter activity. Bases 127 to 897 code for a protein of 256 amino acids. Gene Ontology annotation, biological process: carbohydrate transport. The transcript has 5 exons. Gene Ontology annotation, cellular component: membrane.